Messenger RNA from Ceutorhynchus assimilis (cabbage seed weevil), 6725 nucleotides. The record is from the annotation of a GenBank genome assembly. NCBI's taxonomy places the organism in Eukaryota, Metazoa, Arthropoda, Insecta, Coleoptera, Curculionidae.
AUCGAAACCACGAUAACGCAGAAUGUGACCGCUUGAUGAUUUCGUUCGUAAUACAGUAUUCAACGACCAAGAUUUCUGCUUUUCUGUUAUUGGUUUUCUGGAAUAUUUGGAUAAAAAAUGAAAUUUUUUAUUGUAUUGUGUGUGGUUCUUCUGGCUCUUAACAUUGUCUCAGGAAAAAAGAAGCCCGAUGAUGAAGAAAAGGCCAAAUCGCUUAAAAAAGUAUUAAAGGAAUGCCAAAAAAAUGAUGCAACUAAAAUUGAUAAUUCAGUUUUAAAAAAACUGAAAAAACACAAGCAAGUUGACCUACCUGAAAAUUACGGAGAUCACAAGCUCUGCAUUUUGAAAGGUUUGGGGUAUAUCAACGAAGAUAACACAGUAAAUGAAGAUAAUCUGAAAAAACGAGUUACCAAAAAAGCUGAAGAAGAUCAGGAUAUAGAUGCCAUUGUUUCAGAAUGCAAAGUUUCCAAAGCAACACCAAAGGAAACAGCUUUAUUUAUUGAAACUUGUUUGAACUCGCAUAGUAUUAACCUUUAAAAUAAUUACCCAAUUGAUAAAAUUAUGUAUAUAUUAUUUAUUUAGUUAAUUUUAGAAGGCUGAGUUUGAGAAGCUUAAUGCCGGUUUUCCACCAAAUGAACUGUUGAGUUUGUGUUUUGAAACAUGUUUUAAAACAAAAACAAAACUGAAUAGACCCGAGUCUGUGUUUGAGUUUCAUAUUCACCGCUUCCGAACGGGACCCGAAAAACAAAACUCCAACUGUCGCAGAACACGCUAGUCUUGAAAAUGUUUGGGAAAAGUGAGAGUUUUGUCUGAGGUUAAGUUUUGUUUUUGUUUUGUCGAUUUGGUGGAAAACCGGCAUUAGAAUACUAUUGCAACAUUAAAUUUUAAAUCAGUAGUCUUUCACAGUUUGACUCAAGAAAGUCAUAAAGUAGGUAUAUAUGAUGUUUAUUUAUUUGAUAUAGGGCCGGUUUAGUCACUUUUUGAUGAACUGUCAGAUAUGCACUCUGACGGAUAAAAACCCAAUCAGUAAUCUCAGUGGUAGGCCAGUUAUCCGCCAUUGGACGAAAUCGGACGGCUAGCGCUAGCAGACGAGAUGCAGAAGAAAGACGACACUUCGAAAUAUCAAUACUUAAUAGAAUUAUAGAACGAUAAAUUUAUAUUGCAGAUAGUUACCAGCUAGUUUAUCUGAAGAUGAACAAACCGGGCCUUAGAAUAUGUAUAGUUGCAUUUGAGUUUUAUAGAAAAUUAUUUUUGAUAAUGCUGUGUAGUUCAGCUGUAAUUAUAAUAUAUUAUAAUUUAUAUCAUACUAAAUUAAACAGAGAGUUAUAGGUAUUUGUACAAAUGUGGUCAUCAAGGCAAAUCGGGAAUAAUAAAAACAGAAUAAAAAAUAUUAUAAAAGUGAAACAAAAUUUCAUAUGUGUAUUUUAGUAAAUAUUGCAGCAAUUUAGGAGACAGAUAUACAGAUUACACAGAUACAAUUCCAAUCAACACGCGUUUAAAUGCAAUUAUUUGAAUGUAUUAAAUUUUAACGUUGAAAUUCAAAAUCAAAAACCCUAUCUAAAUUUAAUUAAAUUGGACAUUCAAUAAUGAAAUUUGAUUUUAUCGUACCCGCUAAUCCUUCCUGAUUUAAUAAAAUAAAUAUAAUAAAGUUCAGGUUUUUCAUCGAAAUUUCGUUAUGGAUUGCUUAAAGCUUAUUGUUACUAAAAGAAAUAAGAGGUUACAGAAAAUAAAACAAAAAAUUAAAUUAAAGUUUUAGAAAUUUAAUAUGUGUGACGUGUUACUUAUAUUUCUGAAAAUUGAUGAACCGUGUAAAGUUAAAGUAUAUUCGAAAUUAGACUAAUUAACUUGAGAUAGUUGCGUCCGAAGACUUUUAUCUGAUCCAAUUUUUCCCAAUCUGUGUGAGAUCUUGACGAGUUAGCUAUCUAUUUCUUGUAUACAGUGUACUUACUUAUAUUGAAUUUAUAUCAUUGGUUAUUUAUGAACUAUUUUUUAAAAAAACAUACCUACAGUAAGUACCUAUGUAACAUCAAGUUCUGUGAAAAAAAAAAAAAUAAUAUUACGACACAAAAUAUUUAUUAUAUCAUUCGAAACAUUAUUAAUGAGAAGAAAGAAGACAUUUCAUCAUGAGUAAAGCAGUAGCUUCUGGGGUUUCUUGUUUCGCUGCACAUCUAUUGAGAAUUUCUUCAACUUUGGCACUGUCUGUUAUUCUUCUACUCAUUUUUUCUUUUAGGCCUUCUCUAUUAGGUGUUCCGUCUUCUUUUAUCCACUCCAUUACCUUAGCAAUGCAUAAGGUGUGAGGUCCCAAGUUAGCUGGACGCUGACUAGCAUCUCUACCAGAUUUCAUCCAGGCCUGUAAAGCUUUCUCGUCGAUAGCGGUAUCAGUAUUUUCCUGACAUUUCUCAUUGGCAGCCUUAAUCUUUUGUUUGACUUCUUCUGGAACUUCAUCAGCCUAGAAAUGGAAAAGCAAUUAUAUCUAUAGUUGGAAGUUUGUUCAGCUUCUGCUGGCUUUAAUACACUUGAGUCAUGUUAUAGCAUCUCUUGAUUGGUUUGGUUUUUCUCACCAGAAGCUUUUAUUUUUAUUUUUUUUUUCUCGGAUCUUAUAUGUAUAAUAGUAAUAUUUAUCUAAAAAACGUUAGAACAAACACAGCUUUUCAUGACCCCUUAACUCAAGCUAUAUUUUAUAUAUGAACCAAUUAAAAAUGUAUUUAAAAAGUAAAAACUUUAUAUAGGAUAAUGAAUUUAUUAAUAGUUUUUAAAUCAAAUUACUUAAUUAUAUCAAUCUAUUUAUUUUUUGAUCAUACACUCUUAUGGUAUUCUGUCCCGAUACCAGCAGCUUAGCGAUAAUUUAAUAUCUAUAUUGUGUUGAUAUGUAUUGUUCGUAGAUUUUUAACUGACACUUGCGGUAUGAAGAGCGAGGGGGUGAAUCUUAUGGCAAAAACAGGUGUGACGUCAGGUGGCCAUUGGCGUUUUAAUGUAGGGACCCACCAGCUCACAUUCCGUCCGAGUAUCAGAUUAAAAUCGACGAACAAUAUUAUUGUGCAACAAAAUUAUUCAGAGACAAAGAUACACGUUUUCAUAAGUGCAACCCUGGAAAUUAUAUUAAUGGAGAAUUGACGAAGUUAGUGGAAGUGUCAGGUAGGUACUUACUUCAUCAAGACUGCCAGAGGUUUUCUCAAAGGGGACAAAUGGGCGUAUAGGGACAGAAAACAAGAAUGCGGCAAAUACAACCAAGUGAACUUGAAACUAUUUAAUAUAACAUUUUGUUGUUCUUUCUAAAUUUUCUUGACAAAAAUCCGUAAAAUAGAUAGAGAUCUGCAUAAAGUUGAUUUGCCUAAUGCAUUUCAACUUUUUUCUGCCUUCAAAACAAUAGAGAAUUGAGAAAAUUAUAGAUUGUAGAUACCUAUCAAAUGUAAGUCACCCAAACGAAAGGUUUAGGAUUUGAAAUGGUGGUCAUGAAGCUAGACAAAGCCAAGAGAAAAAAAAAUAAAUAAAUAAAGCAAGAAAUUAAAUGGGCAAAAAAUAUUUAAAAAAUCUUACUUACCAAUGAAGCCACUACCAAGCAGCACAACACAAUGGACACUACAAAUUUCAUUUUUGAGCGUUUCUAAUACCAAUUUUAUCUAAUAAUAAUGACAAUAAUCCAGUUAAUAUUGGUAUAAUUUAUACUUAAAUUUUGUUUAUAAAACGAAUAACGAUUACGGAUAUGUUUGUGUAAUCGAAGAUAAGUUUCUAUUUCCUAAUUAGUUCUGGUACAAUUCGAUUAUUGCAGUCAUCCAAAAAACAUUAUGAAUUAGAAAUAUUUAAAUAUUCAUAUGAAAUGCAUUAAAAUAUUUCUCUGAAAACUGAAGGUUUACAUUUUGUAGAUUGCAAAAAAAAAAACUAUAUGCAUGUCUGCAUCAUUUUCUUAUCAGUAGUAUUUUACAAGUACCUACCUACUACUGUUCGACAAAGAAAAUGCGAGCGAUUCAGAACAUUACUGCGCAAGAUUUACAAACAGAUAAAAAAUACGUGAAAUAUCUACUAUAGAAGCAAAUGAAAAUACUUAGCGUGAAGGAGUUGCUACCAAUGUUCAUUUAGAGAAGGAGAUCCGUCCUGAAAGACUAUCAAGAGAAAGAAAGAGAAAUGCUCGAUCGGAGAUGCUCGACGCUGAAUGGCUAGAUUUUGGGUCUUCACUAGGGCCACGGGUUAAUCGUUUAAUAAAUUAAGCGCUGGUCGCUCAAGUCGACCCCAACCCACCCAUUCGAGUGCUUGCAUCGGCUGAGACAACAGUCUUUUUCAAGAUAGUUGUCAAAGAAAUGUCAUUCAGUGGGGCAGCCAAAAUAACCCAGGCUCUGAAGGGAGGUAAUCUGGACCCACUUGCUGCCAUGCUGAAAUCUAUGCAGGAUAACAUGCUGCAAUUCAUGCUCAACAUGCAGCAGAAGUUUGUCCAGCUUCUCCCCAAGAUGAUGUCAUCCAAAGUCCAACAGCUGAGGAAUCACAGAACUUGAUAGGAUACUGAAAGCCUAUUAUUUAAAGAUUGCGACCAUUAACAUCAACUCAAUAUUGCACAAAAAGAUUGAGUUCCUAAGAUUCGCGGAAAACUUUAAAGUUGAUGUUCUCCUGGUCCUAGGAUCGGUAUACACCAGCCCAUCAAAAAAUCUAACUCAGUCAAUUUCUGCAAUAUUUGAUGUUGAUGAUCGCAUUCUUAUGGAGGCAAUCUGAACGCGAAAUCUAGAGAUUGGGCUGCAGGGCUACAAACACAAGCGGUGUCUUUUCGAACAAUCUUGCGGACACCUUCAAUUUCACCAUUAUUUCGCCUCACGAACCCACACAUUUUUCUGCUCGAGGGCUCCCCGAAAUUCGGGACGUUUUCGUCGCAAAAAGCAGCAAUCUCAUCUCAGAGUCCACCGUCAUCGACGAGUUGAUCUCCGAUCAUCUCCUAGUGUUCGUCGAGUAUGGAAACCCAAACCUUGCCUCACAAGGCCUCAUAGAAAUUAAUCACGUAGAUUGGGCUCGAUACCGAGGACUGCUGGGGAACGUCGAGGCCAUCUCACAAUACAACGAAAAUUUUAGAAGGCACAAGCCAAAAUUUCAGCGGACAACAACUCCGCUUAUAAAACAGCCAAACAUUUAAUUACAGGCGCCCGUCGUCCGCUUCCAAAUCUGGAAGUGGACGACCGGAUUGUGUGCCUUCCGAGCGAGAAGGCCGAUUUGCUUGCCUCCAAUUUCCUAAUCCAGAUCAGUGAAGACCCAGUGCAGAACCUCGGAAAGGAAAACUCAGUGGAUGCAACAUACAAUAUUUACGAGGGCAUGCCUAUCAACCCUGACCAUCACCUUGUCACCGUCGCCGAGGUGAGAAGUAUCCUUCCAGAAUUGAACGUCAAAAAAGUCCUAGGUCUGAAUGCUGUUCCCAACAAAGCCCUGAAAAACGUCCCAGAAAGAGUCAAAAUCAUUUUCUGCCAUCAUAUAGCCAACGCUUCCUUUUCGCUCGGCCACUUUCCCCUUGCGUGGAAGGACGCUAAGGUCAUUCUGAUAAGGCAGAGAAGUGAAAAUCCAAAACACAUAUCUCCCUAUAGACCCAUUAGUCUCCUUUCGAACAUUGGCAAGGUGGUCGAAAAGGUCAUUCUGGGACGUUUACAGAAGCACGUUGAAAUAAACAAUCUCCUUCUCCCCGAACAACUGGGAUUGGUCUCUGGAUAGGGAACAGUAAACCAGACCACACGCAUGGCUUCGCAAAUUCUGGAGGGAUUCAAUAGGAGGCACCACACCAUCUAUUUGGACGAGAGUAGCCGGUAGGCCAAUAAACUGGUUCAGUAAAGUGAAGUACCUGGACCUAAUCUUCGACAGACAACACGGUAGCAAUUGUGGCGAAGGCAAAGGCACAAAUCAUUUGUUUAUACCCCAUUCUUAACCAAAAAUACCCUUCUUUCAAUAAAUAAUAAAAUCAUUCUCUAUAAAUCCAUGAUAAGAUCAAUAAUCACCUAUGGGGCGGCGACCCAUAGGCACAAAAUCUAGAAAAUUCAAAACAAAGUUCCAGAGAUCAAAGAUCACGUGGACGCGCCGAUGUACACCCCUACCCAAGAACUCCACGAUGAUCUCCAUAUCGACAUAAUUAAGCAAAUUGUCGCCAAGCUCUUGAUCAAGUACUACCAAAAAAUCGACGUCAGCCUAAACCCUCUCGUCCGUGAGUCUCACACUCGCUCCAGCCCUCAAGACACAUACCGUCUCCCCAGAUACUUUCUAACCCCACAAUAAAACUCACCCUAUUCCCUAAUAUGUCAAUGUUUUUUCCACGAAUUUAGAGGCCCUCCGCCUAAAUUUUCAUUUUCACAUUUUAUUUUAUUUUAUCAUCCAGCUGACAUUAAAAAAUUUAAUAAUGCUCCCUUGAACUGAACCAAACACAGGAAGAGAUCCAAUAUGCUCAAGUCGACCGCCUGGUUUUGACGAAUCAGCGUCCAACGCACUUCAUUAAGUCUGUAGGCUUUAUGAACGGACUAUAGAGAUGUUAGAGUUUCUACAAAAAGUCAUCUUCAGCUGCAGUAUCCUGGUUUUCUAGCCCCAAUUUAUAGCCAUCUUGUAGUAUAAAUUUCACUUCGAUUGAUUACUUGGUUUGAAGUCAGUUAGAAUGAACCGUCUUCGAUAGAACGAGAAUUCUUGAUAUUGAUCAACAAAAGAAACAAAUAAUGGUAUGCUGGAACGAAUCCGCUGCCUCAAAAACUAAUAUCUUCUGCCAUUGAGCACUGGAGAAG